Messenger RNA from Scleropages formosus (Asian bonytongue), 1710 nucleotides. RefSeq names its product FYN-binding protein 1. The transcript is spliced from 13 exons. The record is from RefSeq and is a predicted model, not a curated record. The coding region runs from base 316 to 1710 and encodes 464 amino acids. Gene Ontology annotation, molecular function: lipid binding; protein binding. Gene Ontology annotation, cellular component: plasma membrane. Gene Ontology annotation, biological process: protein localization to plasma membrane; T cell receptor signaling pathway; integrin-mediated signaling pathway. NCBI's taxonomy places the organism in Eukaryota, Metazoa, Chordata, Actinopteri, Osteoglossiformes, Osteoglossidae.
CUGUGUUAAUUGGUUUAUGUGUAAAAUAAAGUAACUUGAAAAACUCCUCAAUUAUGUACAUAAGCAAACAUAUAAAGAACUAAAUUGGGUUGUGUCUGCUAGCUGUCAAUUACGUUGGGUUUCACUUCCUGCACUCUGUAGCUUUUAAUAACUUCAUCGCACAUAUGUAUGUAGCGCUUCUAUUGGGAAUAAUUUCCUGUCUGACAACGAGUUGUCAGUAGCCUCAUUGUGCACCCGCUUCUGAUAGUGUAUCAAAAACAGGAUAUCUGUUGUUUUUAAAUAAAAUCUCCUGGCAUAAGUGGAGGUUUAGUCAUCAUGUCAUACCCCAGUGGAGGGACUGAUUCUGCAUUAAUAGUUUCCUCCAUCAAGGAUAAGAAAGCAAAUCUGGAGAGCUGUUUGGAAGGUGGUUUUCAGAACACUCAAGAGAAAACCAAACCUGUCUCAAAAACGAAGUCCCUGGAGCCUAGAGCAGGACCCAUGCUUCCUAAACUUCUACUGCAGAAGCCCUCUUUGAAUGCCAUUGUGCUUCCUAAAUCACCACUUGCAGCAUCCAAGCCCCUGUUGUUUGCAGGAAAAUCAAAAAGUGAGAGGGAUGCGGCCGAUAACCACCCCAGCACCCUUAAACUCACCCCCGGCUCCAAAAUGAAGACGUUAGCUGCGGUAACCAAGGCCCAGAUGCAAGAGGCGGGAGCUCAGAACACCUUCAAACUGGACAGAAAAGAUACCGACAGUGAAAGUAGCAGGAACAGCAAACAGACAACCGCGGUGCCCCUUGUGUCAGGUCUCCCAAAUCCCCCAUUUACCAAGAAACCCAGUUUAAUAGCACAGAUGACCAGCCUGUCUGAAAAAGCCCUUGAGCCUGAUGUCCAGGGGCCUGUGGAUGACCCCUCUCCCCCUCCCAAAAAACUCCUACCAGCCAUCUAUGCUUUGGGCAAGCCUCCCCCAAAACCAAACAGACCCCCAAGGGUGCAGCUGGAAAAGUUCACAAAGGUCAAAGGGUCGGAGAGUGAUGACCCUCAGCUGAAAUGGACUGGUCGUGUUCCUCCAAACCUUCCCUCCAGCCUUCCUAAAAUGCCCCCCUUGCCCUCGCUGACACCCGGCUUCCCUUCUCAGGCUCCUGCAAUGAGAUCUAAUCCCGAAGAAGAAUGCAGCUACGAUGAUGUUGGGGUCGUGGAGCUCCCACCCUACCCACCCUCUGCAGGAUGUCCCAGAACAGAACAUGAGAAUGGAGACACUGAUGAAGUGUAUGAGGAUAUCGAAACAAUAAGACCGCCCCCUCUUUUCGAUGAAGCUGAAAGUAAUGAAUUAUAUGAUAAUGUUGACACCCCAGAUUUUCCUCCACCUCUGCCCAUCAUCAGUCCCCAGCUGAGGAAGUCCAAGGGCAAACAAGAAGAAAGGGAUCCGAAGAGGCAGAAGAAGCUGGAGAAGGAAGAGAAGGACUUCAGGAAAAAAUUUAAAUUUGAAGGCAUGAUCCAAGUGCUCUACCAGGUGUCUGUUAUUCCUGUGUUGACGUGUAAGAAAUGGGGAAAUAAGGACCUCCCGCUUCAGCCGGGGGAGACCAUUGAUGUCAUUGUGAAACCUGUGGACGACAAGCUCAUUGGUCGCAACCAGGAAGGGAAGUUUGGCUAUAUAUCAACGAGCAACAUUGUACCAAUGAAUAAUGAGAUUUAUGAUGACGUUACCGAAGGUUGCAUCUAUGACAACGACUGA